CAGCGUAACAACACUCCAAAUUUAAAUCCUUACACACGAAGACCCACACCCACUUCGAGUUGACUUGAACCGUAACAGAGACAGCCACCUAACACCUUACCCUAUCUUCUCCCUCCCUCCCCCCCCUACUGGUGGUGUGGUAUGCUCUAGACUCUUCUGUUAUUGGUAUGUAAUAGUCUACACUCCAUCCCUUCCUGCCCCUCGCUCUCUCCGUUAAACGGUUCGUUACAAUUUGAUUUUUUCCUUUUUUUUUUCUUUUUCAAAUUUUUUCAGCUUCGAGUUCUUCUUCUCCUUCUUCCCUUCCAAUCGAUCCUCCCUCCGACCUCACUCGCAUACAAAACAAUAAUAUAAAUAUAAAUAACACUGCUCGCUCUUCCUCCUCUUGUUCCCCAUCCCCACUCCUCCUACUCCUUCUUCUCCUUCUUCCUCCUCGUCUCAGCCCCUUCAGCCUCAGCCCUUUCGGCCUCUGUUCCUUAUCAGUACUUGACUACAACAAAGCUAUCCGUACAACAAUAGUCUCCUUGUUGUCUAUUUCCGUCUCUCAACCAACACUCUCUGAUCCAAGAGUCCCUUAUUGUUAGCGACGCUUCUACCUCAUCCUGUUAUUGUUCCCUUGAUCCCUCUCACUUCUCCUCCCCCCCUCAUAACCCUCCGCGUCUCUUGCCUCGCUCGACUCGUCUAACAACAAACACUCCGCCUCUCACUCCCCCCCACCCCCCCAACUAAUAAGUCCAUCUACCGCUCAGCGUACAUAAACAGUCCUCCCCAAUAGCUGCCUCCUUCAUCAGACUAAUAAAUAAGAGCAUCGCUCUCCCUCUGAACAUCCUCUCCUCCCACCUUUUGAAGCCCUCCCAAGAGAAAUCAAAAAAGUCAACCCCAUCAAUCCCUCCAUCUUAUCUUUCCAACCAUCCUCCUACUACCGGUGAUUGAUUCUUCAUCACCCCAGUCCUGCAAUGGCCCAUUCCUCCAAGGAAUCCCUUCUUGCUGCCAAACAAGAUCUUUUGGCAGCCUACAGCUCCGUACACAAUGCCCUCGGGAGGUUGAUCAAUCUCGUCCACAGCUCCGAACCACGCGCAGUAGCUGAUGCUCUCGGCUCCGACUACGAGCAGCACCAUGCCCAAUCUCCCCCACAGGAUCUCUAUCCUCGGGGCUCUGCCGCCUCGCAAGCCGCCUACGGCUCACGCCCUCCGCAAUACUCUGAACCCCAAAACUAUGCCCACUCCCAUCCGCCCUAUCCUGCGCCUCCCCAGCCACAAUCCUCCUCAAACCCGCGCACCUCUGCCCCUCCCGGGCCAUCCUUCAUGACCGUCACCCCCGGUGCCCCCCGCCAGCAGGCUCACCCUCCUGCCCAGGCUUCCAAAGCCCGCCAUCGCAAGCCUCAGCAUCCUGCAGUCACUCAAUCUUAUGCCUCCCAGCCGGCCCACCCACUCGAGACAGAUGACGAGGAUGACGAUGAGGAUGAUCCGGAGGAGCCUGUCAGUGAGGAAGACCAUCCCAAUGGUACCGGCCCGUUUUAUAAUCCUCCUCGUCAGCCGACCACCAUUCCCACCCCGCCGGGCUCAAUCCCCGGUGGGAAGAAGAAAAGGGUCAAGCGCGAGCGUGAUCCAAAUGCUCCCAAGCGACCAGCGUCUGCCUACAUUCUAUUCCAAAACGCUGUCAGACAAGAGAUGCGUGCUGCAAACCCCACUGCAGAUUAUAAGGAACUUGCCAGGCAAAUUGGCGAUCGAUGGAAAAACCUGAGUGAAGAGGCUAAACGGCCGUGGUCGGAAGCAGGGAAGUUAGCGAUGAAUUCCUGGAACAUUCAAAAUAAGGAAUACAAGACCUCUCACCCAGAGAUUACUUCGCCUCAUCAUCAAACGGGCGCCUGCCCCGCCCCCGUUCCACGUAAAAGAAGGUCCCGAGCGGCCGAGGUCGAUGCGCAAGGCAACCCCUUACCCAAGAAGCGAGGCCGACCCAGCAAGGUUGAAAAGGAUAGCCCGCCCGAUCAUCCUGUUCAUCCUGUUCAUCUUGGAGGGCAACCAGUACAACAACCCAAUUCCGCCAUGUCUCUCCAAACGAUCAAUGGGCACAGUGUGCCUCCAGCCCCUCAACCGCACAUGGUUGUUGCUGCGCAACAUGCCGUUCAACCACAGCAUCAUGAGGAAGAAUACUCGGAAGAAGGCGAAGAAGAGGAGGAAGUCGAAGAAGAGGAGGAGGAGGAAGAGGAGACUGCCAACCACUAUCAUAACCCCCAAGUCGCCGGGCAACCAUCCUCAAUGCCCCCUCCCCAGAUGAACGGUCCCUCUCAAGUAUCCCCUCAGAUGGCCGCACAUUCCGAGUCUGAGCUCGAGGACGGAGAGGAAGAAGAAGGAAGUGAGGCCCGGUCGCCCGAACCCAAUCAUCCGGUCAAUAAGAUGGCUGUCCAGCCAAACGGGAUCUUGGCAUGACCUCAUCCCACUUCGACUAGCUUGUUCUCCAUCACCGGCCGAACCACUCAAAUAGGGGAUCAAGCAAUCCCUUGAAAAAGAUCCCACGAACUAAUACGAGCCCUUGCUGAAAACGGGAAGUCUAAUGCCUGCCAAAAUUACUGCUACACCACUCUUCAAAUGGCGACACCCUUCGAAAAUACAAAACAAAAAAACGACAUCUUUUUACCUGUCCGAUACGAGUCUGGCUCGCUCAGGGAACAUCCCCAACUAUCCUUCUUCCUCAAUCUCAACCAAAAAAAACCACUCGGUCUAAUUGUGUUCAUAUUCUCGGCAACCAACUAAAACCAAAACCAGUGCCAAAAAAGAAUCAUCUAAACUAGUCUUGGCUACUUUUUUGAUCACCUAUUCAUCUUUAUAUAAAAUCCCUUGUCUCUCCCGUUUUCUCCUUUUUUGUUUUCUCCAAAAAAAGUUUGAGCGGACUGUGUUUGUGCAUUUUUUUCCCUUUCUUAUGCUCAUUAGUGAUGUUAACCAAAAUAAAAGCUUGUUUGUCUGCGUGUUCUAUUGUCCUUUUGACUCUCUUGAGCUUGUGCCUGCAAGGGGUCUUGUUGAGUCUCUUGUUGAGAAGGCAGAUGAGCGGUGAUUUCGAUGUUGGUGACUGAGGAGAUAUCUCUACACCGCGGGUGCAAUUGAGGAUUUCGGGUCCAGCCAUGGGAUGGCAUUGUCCCAAGGCCGUCCCAGGUCCUAAAAAGACAUCACAAU
Puccinia graminis f. sp. tritici CRL 75-36-700-3 is the source of this 3167-nucleotide messenger RNA. RefSeq lists its product as uncharacterized. Lineage: Eukaryota; Fungi; Basidiomycota; Pucciniomycetes; Pucciniales; Pucciniaceae. The record is from RefSeq and is a predicted model, not a curated record. Gene Ontology annotation, biological process: regulation of gene expression. The transcript has 5 exons. Gene Ontology annotation, cellular component: nucleus. Bases 954 to 2426 code for a protein of 490 amino acids.